AUGAGUGUCCUCUGUGGAGUCUGCUCGCAGGCGCCGCAGAAAUACAAAUGCCCUACCUGCCAACUACCAUACUGCUCGAUCCCAUGCUACAAGAAUCACAAAGCAUCCGAACACUCCUCAAAAGAUGCCCCGAAUGCCGCUCCGAUCUCUAAAUCCAAAGCACCGGCGCCCAUUCCUCCAACUGCACCCAAAGUAGGCGAUUUCUCAACCCUUGCAGACCACCCAUCUAUGCAAGCACUACUUACCUCACACCCAACCCUUCGAGAUGAUCUACGUAAGGUCUAUGCGGCGACUUUUGCGCGCGACCCUUCACAGCAGCAGGAUCACCAAGAGCAACGCAGCGGUGGGACACAUCGAGGACAUAUGGACCGUGGACGUGGUUUCGGAACUCGAGGCAGGGGACGGGGAAGAGGUGGAAGAGGGGGUGCAGACACUGCCCCAUGGACUCCUAAGAAAGGAGAAAACGACGCGCUGUAUAUGCUCAAAGGUAUACGGCAGGGUAAACGGGACGGCAACGCAGAGGGCAUGCAAGAGUUUGUGAAACUUGUGGGAGAAAUCUAUGGAAGCGCGAAUAUUCCCGACGACGAGGCUGAGCAACAUGGCGACUGA
Mytilinidion resinicola is the source of this 609-nucleotide messenger RNA. RefSeq lists its product as uncharacterized. Lineage: Eukaryota; Fungi; Ascomycota; Dothideomycetes; Mytilinidiales; Mytilinidiaceae. The transcript is spliced from 2 exons. Bases 1 to 609 code for a protein of 202 amino acids. The record is from RefSeq and is a predicted model, not a curated record. Gene Ontology annotation, biological process: box C/D snoRNP assembly; snoRNA localization; maturation of LSU-rRNA from tricistronic rRNA transcript (SSU-rRNA, 5.8S rRNA, LSU-rRNA). Gene Ontology annotation, cellular component: pre-snoRNP complex; nucleus.